Molecule: messenger RNA, 519 nt
Organism: Malania oleifera
Lineage: Eukaryota; Viridiplantae; Streptophyta; Magnoliopsida; Santalales; Ximeniaceae
Product: transcription factor bHLH131-like
Exons: 2
Coding region: 1-519 (172 amino acids)
Biological process (GO): regulation of DNA-templated transcription
Molecular function (GO): DNA-binding transcription factor activity; protein dimerization activity
Source: RefSeq, a predicted model, not a curated record
AUGAAAUCAGUACUACUGGACGGGGGAGACAAAGAUUCAAGCUUGGGCCCGACAUUGGAGGAAUGCAAGAAGAAGAAACACAACGAAGCUGAACGGAGACACUGGCGGAGACACCUCGCCCGCCUCGCCACUCUCCGCAGCCUCCUCCCCCAAAAAUUAAUAAAAAAGGACAAAGCCUCGUUACUGGCGGAGGUGGUGCGUCAGGUGAGGGACAUGAAGAAUCAGGCAGCAGACGUGGCCUCGGUUGCAGCGGAGCAUGAUGGCGAUGUCGGUGGCGAGGGAUCUGAGACGUCCUGGUGCUUCCCUGGUGACGCGGCUAUUGUUACGCUGAGUUACUGCGGCGAAGGCAGGGAGAUGAUAAAGGUGAUGGUGUGCUGCGACGACCGGGUCAGUCUGAACGGAGACUUAGCACGUGCGAUCCGAUCGGUGGGGGGAAGGGUGGUGAAGAUGGAGAUGGUGAUGGUGGGCGAAAGGACGAAAAGUGUGGUUGUGAUGCAACGCGGCCGCAACAGAGAUUAG